Cylindrotheca closterium is the source of this 2100-nucleotide messenger RNA. NCBI's taxonomy places the organism in Eukaryota, Bacillariophyta, Bacillariophyceae, Bacillariales, Bacillariaceae. The record is from the annotation of a GenBank genome assembly.
AUGAAUGGAGGAACUACCCUGAACAUAAACGCGCGAAAGGAUGGAAAACUUGAUCCUGAAUUAGCAAAGAAGAUAGACCGAUGGCUGAUCAGCUUUCGUCGUUUGGAUCCAAGAUAUAAAAUUCUGAAAUUCUUCAAUCAAGUGGCAUCGGAAGGUGCUGAUGACUUUGUUGACGAUGAUACAGGAGAUGAAGGCAUCACUGACUGGGAAUUGGGGGGCGGAGAGGAAGAGAUGCCCGAUAAACGGGAGAGUGUUCUUGUCAGACUGAAGAAAAAGAUUGGAAACUUGUUUGACAAAUCCAGUAUUCUGACAGUAUGGCGACCGUGCAGCAAUGAUGCCAUGAGAAAGAUGAUGGAAGGCACUGGCGUAGGCAAAGGACUGGAUAUCAAGGGCAAAUCAGCAAAGAAAGGUAUUCUUAGUGCCUUUGUUCCCUUUCUCCAGAUCAGUGAAGAAAUGGAUAAAGCCAAGAUUAUGCCCAUUGCAUAUUCAUCGAGGUUACGGGUCUAUUAUCAUAGCGAGGCUGCGCGAAAGGAAGUCGUCAAAAGGAUGAGAAAUUUUGCAAAGUUUCACGAGGAUUCGGAAGACUUAGAUCUUGCUUCAGCGUCUGAUCAAAUUGAGGAAAUGGAAAUGCUGGACAAGUUUGCGCCAGAAUCGUAUGGAAUUGAAUUGGGAAUGAGACUCUUCUGGACUGCGGUAGUCGUAGCACAAAACAUUACUCGAACCGAUGACAGUACAGAUGGAACUGCCACUGGAAGAGCAUCCUCGCCUGGUUUUCAAGAUGCCAACAAUGACACCCUGAAGAAAGCAACCAAAGCUGCCGCAAGUAAUCCAAACUCAAGUGCACCAAUACCCGUUCUGCUCCAGUAUGAUAAAGAGAAAGCCAUGCGACCACAGACCUUACUUAUUGCUUACGAAGAGAAUGGAAAUGUAAUACCCGUGGUUAGUGAUUUCGAUUGCUUCUUACUUGGUUGGCGAAGAGAAGCACUUUGGUUCGGGUGCAAUCUACCGAGAGAGCAAGAAGAUCUUAUGAUGUGGGAAGUCGAUAAAAUUGAGGAAGUUCUUAGCGAUUGUCAUAUGAGUCCAGACCCUUGGACAAUUCGAUGGCUAGACAUAAAGAAGGAUGCCCACCAAGCUGGAAUCAAUUUCGAUUCUCCACCCUAUGGAUACGGUGAUCCCAAGUCGUAUGGCAUCAUGGAAAAAGCCGCCUCGAGGAUGAAAGACACGGGUGCUGUACGGCACGGUUCGGAAUGUUUCAACUAUGGUUUUCCUCAAGAGAUUGACGAAGAUUUCUUGUUGGUCAGUGAUACAUUAGAUGGUGUCCCUUGGAGGUACCUCGAUGUCGAACAACUUCAAAGCUUACUGAUUGAAAAGCUACAGGAAGGUUUUGUAUUUCCUUUGAACCCCAAGUGGAUCCUAUGUGAUCCAGGUUGGAAGGACGUGUACGAUACCUUGAUGCAAUCAGAUGCUUUGUACGCCGACACCUGCCGCGACGUUUGGUAUCCAACCAGCCUCGGAAUACGACAACGGAUCGAGACUAUUUGCCAGAAACAUCCACGAGGGUUCCAGCGUGCAAGCGGUAAAGUCUCCUUCAUCGCUUCCAAGGGUUACUCUCCGCUGAGACAAGCCUUGGACGGUGGCGCAGAAAUGUCUGGAAAUGCCUACUUCGAACUCGCAGAAUUGGAGUUGGAGAAUUAUUAUUCACGAAAGAACACAUUAUCAAGACAGAUAGCUCUUGCAACAGAACCAGAUGAAAGUGAAGAAAAAGACGACGACAAGGCAUCAGCUAGCAGGGCGAAAAGACUGGAAUUAUAUAGACGGGACAAGAAAGAGCUUGUCAAGAUGCGGAAAGAAGCAGAAGACAUAAUUGAACUGAAAAACUCGGGUCAUAUUUCUGAAGUAAUAGACAGAGAAGUAACAGCCGGAAGGAUGCCAGGAAUACAAUCGGAACGACCCGCUGCUAAGCCGCGGUCAUCAAACUUAAAAGGGCGUCAACCGAAUCAUUCGACGAGGUCUCCAAAUAGGCCGUCGAAGUCUCCCUUGGGAAGGGGGAAAGCAAAAUUGUUAGGGUUCUUGCGCACGCACAAGGAGGAUGAAGAGUAA